GCACAGGUCGGUCUCUUGGUAAGCUUGCUUUUGAGAUGUUUAGUUGUUUUGCUUGUGUCUGGACACACAAACGGCAACUGCGGUUUGUUUGAAUAUUUUCUUGUUCAUUUUUCUGACAACUUUUAUUAGAUUUUAGUUGCCAAAUCUUAGCACAGUCUAGCAUUAAAAUGGAGCUUAGUUAACGUUAGCUUCCACUGACGUUAACUAGCAUCAUGUCCCAGGACGAACUUUUCGUGGACUCGGGACAGACUAACGGGAUUGGCAAGGAGAAAAACAGCAGAAGCCGCCUCGGUCUCGUCGUCACGGGGGUGGUUGGUGGAUCGUUGGUCGCCCUCUACGCAGCGGCUGCUCCAUUUGUCGCCCCUGCCUUAAGAAAAGUAUGUCUUCCGUUUGUCCCUGCGACCACAGCUCAGGUGGAAAAUGUCCUCAAAGUACUUCGUGCGAGAUCAGGGACCUUGGUGGACAUCGGAAGCGGAGAUGGAAGAAUAGUGAUUGCAGCAGCCAAGCAUGGAUUUCAAGCAACCGGUUUUGAGUUGAACCCCUGGCUGGUGUGGUAUUCACGCUACAAAGCUUGGAGAGAGGGCGUCCAUCGCUCCACUUCUUUCCACAUCUCUGACUUAUGGAAGGUCAGUUUCUGUCAGUAUUCCAACGUUGUUAUUUUUGGAGUUCCUCAAAUGAUGGACCAGCUGGAAUUCAAGCUUGCAAGUGAGCUGCCGAGUACAGCUAAAGUGGUGGCCUGCCGUUUCCCCUUUCCUACAUGGGUUCCUGAACAUACAUCAGGGGAGGGGAUAGACACUGUGUGGGUGUAUGAUGCUAAAACAUUUAAAUCAAAUUUGCAAUAUGGACUGACAAGAAAUACAUUUGCAAAACAGGAAUCAACAGAUUCACACACAUAAGAUCUUUUAGCUCAUGUGCUGUUAUCAGGGAUAUAAUUAAAAAAAAAAAAAAAAAAAAAAUAUAUAUAUAUAUAUAUAUA
Melanotaenia boesemani (Boeseman's rainbowfish) is the source of this 976-nucleotide messenger RNA. RefSeq names its product fATP synthase c subunit lysine N-methyltransferase (gene atpsckmt). Gene Ontology annotation, biological process: peptidyl-lysine trimethylation; positive regulation of proton-transporting ATP synthase activity, rotational mechanism; regulation of mitochondrial ATP synthesis coupled proton transport. The record is from RefSeq and is a predicted model, not a curated record. The transcript is spliced from 4 exons. The coding region runs from base 213 to 896 and encodes 227 amino acids. NCBI's taxonomy places the organism in Eukaryota, Metazoa, Chordata, Actinopteri, Atheriniformes, Melanotaeniidae. Gene Ontology annotation, molecular function: protein-lysine N-methyltransferase activity. Gene Ontology annotation, cellular component: mitochondrion.